CACAAGUGUCCCGAUGUCACAGCGCCCAGAGGAGCUCGAGCCGACUGAGUCUCCACGGUUCUCAUGUUGUGUUUAUGGGCCGCCUCCUGAUCGGGAUUCUUUACACUCUGACUCUAGUAUCGUGAGGAGGAAGCUACUUUGACAAAAUGGCAGAAGAAGCUCCAGCUCCAGCUCCAGCCAAAGCCGCAAAAAAGAAGGCCACCAAGCCCAAGAAGAGCGGCCCCAGCGUGGGCGAGCUGAUCGUUAAAGCCGUAUCCGAGUCCAAGGAGCGGACCGGCGUGUCCAUUGUCGCCCUGAAGAAGGCUCUGGCUGCCGGAGGCUACGACGUAGAGAAGAACAAUUCUCGGGUCAAGAUCGCUAUCAAGAACCUAGUCAGUAAAGAAAUCCUGAUCCAGACCAAGGGAACCGGCGCGUCCGGCUCCUUCAAGAUCAACAAGAAGACCGACACCAAGCCCAAGAAGACAGCGGCCAAGAAGCCUGCUCCCGCAGCCAAGAAGCCCGCAGCCGCUAAGAAGCCCAAAGCAGCGGCAGCAAAGAAGCCGGUGGUCGCUAAGAAGUCCCCGAAGAAGGCGAAGAAGCCCGCAGCGGCCAAGAAGGCGGCCAAGAGCCCGAAGAAGACGGCAAAGAGCCCGAAGAAGACGGCAAAGAGCCCCAAGAAGGCAGCAAAAAGCCCCAAGAAGGUGGUGAAGAAGGCCGCUGCUGCCAAGAAGGCUCCGGCCAAGAAGGCAGCGAAGCCCAAAGCCAAGAAGACCGCGGCCAAGAAGAAGUGAGCGGCUCGGUCCACAACGGUUCUGACACAAAGGCUCUUUUCAGAGCCAACACUUCAACUGGAGAGCAAAUCCUGUUCAACAGCGGGAAGACGCAGUAAAGCAGAGUGUGUUGUGACUUUAUUACUUUUACUGCAUUAAGUUUCACAACAUACAAGCACAUCCAUCAUCACACAAAAAUGGAAAAUCACAAUAAUAACUGAUAACAAAGGAAGCAGCAACACCGUCAUAAUUACUGGCCUACUACACACUUUCACUAUAGAGAGGGGAUUUAUUUCUGUCUUCUCCCUAUCUUUGCACUGUGUAAUGUUUGUUUUAGUAACGUGUUACUUUUUUUCUAAAGUAGCGAUGAGUUCCAGAUGUUCUGGUGACCAUUUCUCUUCCAGUGUCUCAUACAUUAUGAACAUGAUGAUGACGAUCCACAGUAAAUUUCUUGUAUUCCCAUUUCCUACAAAGUACAUCUGAGUCAUUUUAGAGCAUUUGGCAUCGCGUUAAACACUUAAUGAUUUCGAAAAAUGUCAAACACAAUGAAAUAUGAAAAAUGUUCUCCUGUAACUGACCAAAGCCUUGUCCUGUUGCAUUCAAGGAAAUAUAAAUUAAUAAAAAACUAAA
This is a messenger RNA of Betta splendens (Siamese fighting fish), 1379 nucleotides long. Its product is annotated as histone H1-like. The coding region runs from base 147 to 770 and encodes 207 amino acids. The record is from RefSeq and is a predicted model, not a curated record. Gene Ontology annotation, cellular component: nucleosome. Gene Ontology annotation, biological process: nucleosome assembly. Lineage: Eukaryota; Metazoa; Chordata; Actinopteri; Anabantiformes; Osphronemidae. The transcript has a single exon. Gene Ontology annotation, molecular function: structural constituent of chromatin; DNA binding.